Molecule: messenger RNA, 1071 nt
Organism: Penicillium robsamsonii
Lineage: Eukaryota; Fungi; Ascomycota; Eurotiomycetes; Eurotiales; Aspergillaceae
Product: TauD/TfdA dioxygenase family protein
Exons: 10
Coding region: 1-1071 (356 amino acids)
Cellular component (GO): cytoplasm
Molecular function (GO): 2-oxoglutarate-dependent dioxygenase activity
Source: RefSeq, a predicted model, not a curated record
AUGGCUAAUCUCGAAGCGCGCAAGCAUAUUUCGGCUGGUUCGAGAUUUCCCGUUACAAUCCACCCUCAUUUCAACGAGAAAAUCAAGAACCAUGUGCCCCCAGAUCCCCUCCGCGAGCCAUUUACCCCGCCUAGAGACCGGGCAUUUUUUGCAGAUCCGGAGAAGAAGGCUUUAUUCUCUGUGGCGAAGCAGGUUGACUUGACUGAGUCCAUUGGAACGGUUCUUGAGAAUGUGCAAUUGUCUCAGCUAAACGAGACUCAGUUGGAUGAAUUGGCGCUUCUUGUUACUGAACGAGGAGUUGUCUUCUUUCGGGAUCAGGAUCUUACUACUGAGAAACAGGUUGAACUAUUUCAGCAUUAUGGCAUCUUGGAUAAACACCCUGCUCAAAAGUUCGUAAAUAUCAAAGGCAGUCGCGAGGAUCACCGUGAAAUCCUAAGCUACACGCCCUGGCCUAGUGGAGAUUUCCACGCCGAUACAUCAUUCGAGAUCAAUCCACCAACCUACUCCCUAUUGAGAAUGGAAGAGCAUCCUGAAGUCGGCGGUGACACAGCCUGGGUAUCUCAAUAUGGCAUAUACGACGCCCUAAGCAACGCGUACAAGAGGUUCCUCGAUGGCCUUCAUGCCGUGCAUACUUCAAGGCUGCAGUAUGAUACUAUUAUCGAUCUAUGGGGCGCAGCUCCCAAUCGUCCUCCAAUCGAUACACACCACCCAGCCGUGCGCACGCACCCAGUUACUAAACUGAAGGCGCUGAACGUUAAUCCUGGAUUCGUGACUGGGUUUGCUGAGCUCAAGAAGGUGGAAUCUGACAAAGUUCUCGAUUUCUUGGCGUAUCAUAUCCACUCCGCUGAUGAUCACUAUGUUCGUUGGAAAUGGGCUGUUGGUAGUGUUGCUAUGUGGGAUAAUCGGUGUACCCUUCACCGGGUUAUUCCUGGUACAUACAAAGGAGCUAGACGGGGUAUUCGGACUACUGUUUUCGGCGAAAUACCCUAUCUCGAUCCCACUAGUGAGAGCCGUGCGGAGCGGAAGCUACGAGAGGAAAGCCAGGAUGAUGAGGUUGUUCCGGUUGCUUGA